CCUGCAAUGUAUGCUAUAUAUUAUUUUACUUCAUGGCGAAUUCCGAUUCAUAACAAUAUCGAAUUUUUCUCGACAAAUUUUUAGAAGUACCUGGAAAACAUUUUGCGUACGUCCAAUUGUUUAAUAAUUAUAGACGAUUAAUAAUGAAUACGUUCCGGAAAUAACGGUUUUCUUAAAUCGAUUAUACAGUUGAACGAAAACCGCUCGAGAUGAAAUGUCGGAGACGUGCGUAGCGUUCAAAGCUGGCGAUAUAUGCAACGAUCAAUAACAUCUGAUUAAUUUCCAUCAUAUUAAUAAAUGACAGACAGAAUGGCUAGUAGAGAAACGUCGAUUAAUUCAAAGAACUCUGAUGAUCACAGUGUUGAGACAUUAGCAGAAGUCUUCCGAUGUUUCAUUUGUAUGGAAAAAUUGAGAGAUGCUCAUCUCUGUCCGCAUUGUAGCAAAUUAUGCUGCUACACAUGUAUUAGACGAUGGCUCACAGAACAGCGUUCUCAGUGUCCCCACUGUAGAGCUUCCUUGCAUUUACAUGAACUAGUGAACUGCAGAUGGGUGGAAGAAGUAACACAGCAGCUUGACACACUUCAAGCUGUUGGUAUUUCAAAUUCUAGACAUGACGAUUCUAAUAGGGACAGGUGUACUGUACAUCACGAGAAACUAUCUGUCUAUUGCUGGACAUGCCGCAGAUGUAUCUGUCAUCAGUGUGCCCUUUGGGGUGGCACUCACUCAGGGCAUACUUUUAAACCAUUAGAAGAAGUUUAUGAACAACAUGUAACACAAAUCAAAGCUGAAGUAGGUCAGUUGAAAAGACGAUUGAUGGAGCUGAUAAGUCUUGUUCAGGAUGUGGAGCGAAACGUCGAAUCUGUAAGAGCAGCUAAAGAUGAAAGAGUUAGAGAGAUUAGGAAUGCAGUGGAAUUGAUGAUAGCCCGACUUGAUUCUCAAUUGAAAGCCAAGUUGUUGACACUAAUGGGUCAAAAGAAUUCCUUGACAUUGGAAACGGAACAGUUGGAAGCCUUGUUGCAAGAGGUAGAGCACCAGUUGCAUACUUCCACUCGUUCCGAACUUAUAAUCAAAAGCGCAGAUGUUUCGCGUACGAUACAUCAAGUGCGAAAAAAGCCAAUGACGAGUUUUGUAACGGCUCCCGUUCCAGCUGAUUUUCACAGUGAAAUUGUUCCGGGAUACGAUAGUGCUACGUUCGUGAUGCAAAAUUUUACGCAAUUACAAUUAAAGGCAGAUCCAGUGUAUUCUGCACCCUUGCAUGUUAAUGGUUUGUGUUGGAGAUUAAAAGUAUAUCCCGAUGGGAACGGCGUUGUACGCGGAAAUUAUUUGUCAGUCUUCUUAGAAUUAAGUGCUGGUUUACCAGAAACGUCGAAAUACGAAUAUCGAGUUGAAAUGAUUCACCAAGGAUCUCGAGAUACAAGUAAGAACAUAGUUCGUGAAUUCGCUUCCGAUUUUGAGAUCGGUGAAUGCUGGGGUUACAAUAGAUUUUUCAGAUUAGAUUUACUCGCAACCGAGGGGUACUUAAAUACCGAAUUGGACACUCUUAUAUUACGAUUCCAAGUACGUCCACCAACGUUCUAUCAGCGUUGCAGAGAUCAACAAUGGUACAUCAGUCAAUUGCUUACUGUCCAAAAUCAAUACGCCACUCAGAUCAAUGAGCUAAAGGAGAGAUUGGCAAUCGAAAUAUCACGCAAUGCUAUGGCAGCAACCAGGGUACCCAGCGGAGCUACAUUAUGUGGAUCAAUGUCAAACGUGAUGCCUAUGGUAAUGCAAUCCCAAGCUGCCGGUGAUCCAUUACUUAAUACCAAUUCUAUUCGCUCAACUGAAACGUAUCAAAAUGGAACAUCUACAAGAUCGGUACAGAAUGUUUCUGGUUCUGGUGGAAGUAAUGGUGUUUCAUCAGAUCAAUUGAUGCCCAUGUGUGAAUUGGGAGAGCUUUCAAAUAUGCGCCCACUUGGUUCAUCCUCGACGUUAUCUUCCAUUUCGUCGAAAACGAGUUUGAAACAGCAUAGACCGAAUAAUUUAAGCGUCAUCGAAGCUGAGUCGCCUAAUCUGCAUAGCACGAACGAUGGUUCUGCGGGAGAUUGUCCGGCUACGAGUGCUCAUUCACCGUCACCGUCUUACUCUUCGCCGACGGUGCUUAAUCAACAACCGUUGAAUCUUCUUUCUAGUAGCAGCAGUAGCGAUAGCGGUGAAUUGAGUGAACACGAUAUAUAUUUAGAUGAAUGCGAACAUAAUGAACCGCAUUUGACACUGCCGGAUGACAAUUCUAAUGAUGAAAACGACGUGGACGACGAAACGAUGUCAGGAGAAAAUGACGUAGAGGUUGCAGAAUCCUUAACACCUUGGAUUCAGAAUAAACAACGUACAAAGCAACAAAGCAACCGGGAUAGUACAGGAGACAGUUGCAGAUUACGAGGCAAUGAUAGCUUGGAAGAUGAGAUUAUGCUAUUGCAUUUAUUCGAGAUGCAGGAUCGAAAUUCUGCUUGGACAUCUCUCUGUUUUAAUCAGCAUGUAGAUGAUACCUGUGAUUCAAGACCAUCGUUGACAAGUUUACAGCGGCAUAAUUCUAGCCCUUCGCACUAUAACGCAACACUGCCAAGUCACGGCCCGUCCGCAUUUUCACACAAGCAUCACGAACUUGAUCCCUCGUGUAACGAACAGUUCAUUGAUAAACGUUCCACGUGUCCCUCGCAUCUUUGCCUGCCUGAGAUGUCAUGGAACAUUCAUAGAUCGAAAUUGAUUCCCCAGCAGGAAAUUUCUGGACUUAUAGCCUGUGGAAGUCAAACAAGAUCUGAACCGACGACCCGCUCAAAUUCUAUAGACUGUGAAAAAGAUCUUCCAAAGAUAUCUACGGUCAAUAAAGUUAAUCACGAGGUAGAUUCAUCCAGAUCAGAUUUGAUAGUGCCAAAUGUAGUACUGGAUAGUAAUAAAAUUGUAUCGAAACAUUUAUUAUUGCGACGACAAUCGUCACCAUCAUCGUCUACCAAUAUCAGCAUUAUAAAUAACGAGAAUAAGAUAUUCGAAAAUAAUAAGAUAUUUGAGCAAUUAGUGGAAGCUUUUCAAUUAUCCCCGAUGUCACCAAAAGACACUGCCAAUUGUUUUACCAAAUUAAGAAAAAAUGUCCCACCAGAGGGUAAAUCUACUAAUUGCAACACUGCCAAUAUCAAACCUACUACACUAUCAUUGGGACAUGAUGUCCCAUCUUCGUCUACGAGUAGUGCGACGACAGAUACUAUUCCGAGCCCUAAAAAUUAUAGUUGGGCCCCAGCGUUGUAUCAACAUAAGUAUAGUCAGAAGAACUGUACUGGAAUCUUUCCAAGUAAUACUGUAGAAACAUCUUCCAAUGACACUUCCAACAAAUGUACUGCGGAAAAAUCGUUAGAAGAGACUAAUUCGUGAAGUUUACCCUGAACUGCGCUUUUCGUUGAGUGUUACAAACGUUCUGUGAUGUUUUCUAUUUAUCUAAACUUAAAUAUUAUUAGAAAUUAU
This is a messenger RNA of Ceratina calcarata, 3489 nucleotides long. Its product is annotated as E3 ubiquitin-protein ligase TRIM37. The transcript has 16 exons. Bases 298 to 3399 code for a protein of 1033 amino acids. Gene Ontology annotation, molecular function: tumor necrosis factor receptor binding; zinc ion binding; ubiquitin protein ligase activity. NCBI's taxonomy places the organism in Eukaryota, Metazoa, Arthropoda, Insecta, Hymenoptera, Apidae. Gene Ontology annotation, cellular component: peroxisomal membrane; aggresome. The record is from RefSeq and is a predicted model, not a curated record. Gene Ontology annotation, biological process: protein autoubiquitination; protein monoubiquitination; aggresome assembly.